AUGAAAUAUAAAGUUGAUGAUUCAAAGUUAUUCAAAGAUUAUUAUGAAGGUUGUAUACGCAUUGCAUUUUCAUCGAAUGAUGAUCAAUUAUUGUAUAGUGCAGGAUUACCAGAUUUAAAUUUGCGUGUAUCGUAUAUAUUACAACAAAAACCUGUCACAUGUUUAUCACCAGUGGAUGAACAACACGAGAACAGGCGGCAUUACUGACCAUCUUGUUAGUGAUUUAGACUGUUCUGUUUUUCCCGUUGUUUUUGUUGUAUUGUAUUAGUUAAUUCGCUUAAAGGUUGACGAAUUUGGCUAUUACUACAUGUUAGCUUGAUUCCACACAGUAUUUUGGCACAACUGUGCAAUUUUCAGCAUGUGAUAUCGGUAGCCCAAAUUUAGCAUACGGACAAUUCAAAUCAGUUGUGUGUCAUCAGAGGAUCGAAGCCCGGACCAUGUACAUGGUCGGUGAGACUCCAGCAGUAACGGAUAAUUACCUUGCAAAAUGAAGCUCCAUUGACCAAGAAGCACUGCGAAGUCUUAAAAUCAGUCUGAAUAAUCGACACUGAUCAUAUCUGUUGUUAUUAUUAUUAUCUCUCUUUUUUGACGACGAUACCGGAGGACUAAUUGUCGAGAGGAUCAACUGCAUUUACAGCAGUAACAGUCUUAACAUACAGAAUACUAUAAACAACAUGUAAUUGAUCCUAGCACCACUUGUUUUGUAGUCAACCAAGGCUACGGUAGUCUAGUGGCGAGACGAACUACACAGAAGUUUACCGAAGACCAGGAAUCUUUACCUCACAAUCAAAAGGCGAGCACAUUGCUCAGGUGCAUUCUCUGACUGGGAUUGAUUUAUACUAGCUCGCAGAAACGAUAUUGGAUACAUAUUGGAUAUUGGAACGCAAUUUUUGUAUGGCUUCUGAAAUACCAUUUGGUUUUUCAAUGAGAAAAUGAAAGAGAAUUGUCGUAUUGUAUUGAGCUUUACUUCAAACACUCUUCACUUAUCUACUUCAAUACUCAUUACGAGAAGCUACUAAUUUUCGAGAAACUGUGAUGAGACUACUGUAUUUUUGUGCAUGCAAAAUUUCAAGAAUAUAAAUUUUAUUAUUGAUAA
Messenger RNA from Trichobilharzia regenti, 1096 nucleotides. Lineage: Eukaryota; Metazoa; Platyhelminthes; Trematoda; Strigeidida; Schistosomatidae. The record is from the annotation of a GenBank genome assembly.